AUGGACGAUGGCGAUUUCCUCCACGCAAUUAACGGCGACUGGGACGCCAUGCUCUCCCUCAUGCGGGCGAACCGUCAAGUCGCGCAGCGCACGGACGCGAGCGGCAUGACGAUCUUGCAUUGGGUCUGUCUCCAUCAAGACGCGCCGACGGAUAUCGUGGUCAAGGUCGUGUUUGCGUACCCUUAUGCUGUCCACGUCCGCAACGACGCCGGCCAUUUGCCCAUUGAGUUGGCGAUCCAAGCGGAAUGCAGUGAACGGACGUUGGAAGUUUUGCGUGCUGCAGCCAACGGGAGUCGGAGAUCUGAAGAUACGAACGGACGGACGCUCUAUCGUCAUGACCUUAGGGGGAUGACCAAGGACGAGCGAGGGGAUCCAAAUCGGGAAACUAUUGACUACCCGCUGUCUUUUGAGCACCACCAUCGGAUGACGGAGGAUGGAAGUGAGAGUCGGGAAGGCUCGGAGUAUCAGCCGCACCAGAAUCAGACGUACUUUGGCGGAAUCGGGGAUGACGAUGAAGAGGAGGAGGAUGACGUGGAUGCAGAUGAACUCGAGUAUCAGCAACGGCACUGUCAUUACCAGUCCCACUCGUUCCAGUCGCAGUCGCUUUCGCAUAAGAACCGCCGACUGGAACGCAGUGUCUCGGACCAAGAAGAAGCACGCUUUGACCCGUUACGGGCGAAUUACAAUAGCACGAGUGUGUAUGGAGGGUACGUGCUCGAUGCUGCACUAGAGCGAGAACGGGAUCGGGGGUACACUCUAUCAAGAAGUGACCCGCACGUCAAGUCGCUACUGACCGAACAGCGACUACGGGAACGUGAGAACGAUUUGAUUUCGAUUGCAACAGCUGAAGACUCGGUGCCACUUGGGCUGUUUGAUCCGUCGAAAGGACCGGCGGAGACGACGUUGAUGUCGAAUUUUAUCGUCCAGGAAGAAGCCAAGACCAAUCGGGGCAAUGGCAAUAUAAGCUCAAGGAGUCUAGGAGCAGGCCCUCGCAGUAAAAUGGCCUUCCCACCGCGAUGGAAGCAGUCGCGCAUGUGUCACGUAUGUGCCUGUGGGUUCUCCCUCGUCAAGCGUCGCCACCAUUGCCGGAAUUGCGGACAAAGCGUGUGCAGCCAGCACUCGAUCAACCGCGUGUCGUUGCCCAAGUUCGCACUGUCGGAGCCUCAGCGCGUGUGCGACCAGUGCUUUUAG
Messenger RNA from Peronospora matthiolae, 1191 nucleotides. The record is from the annotation of a GenBank genome assembly. NCBI's taxonomy places the organism in Eukaryota, Oomycota, Peronosporomycetes, Peronosporales, Peronosporaceae.